UAUCAGCUUGCAGGCUAUAUAAAGCACUCACCUGCCUGCAGAGGAUUUUCAUUCGAGGUACAAACAACUGAAGACAGUCAAGAUGAAAAUUUAUGAAUUGGGAUUCAAGGAGGGGCAGGAGUUGAAGAUCUCCAUCAAGCUCAGUGAUGACUGCACUACCUUUGCUGUCAACAUUGGCCUUGAUUCUGACAACAUCGCGUUGCACUUCAACCCUCGCUUUGACUACUUAGGAUACACCAACACCAUUGUGUGCAACUCCUUGUCCGGGGAAUCCUGGGGUGAGGAGCAACAUGAGGAAAAAUUUCCCUUCUCAUGUGGGGAGGAAUGCAAGUUGAACUUCAGCUUCAGCAAUGAGAUGUUUAACAUCACACUUCCUGAUGGAAGCAUGAUGAACUUCCCCAAUCGUCCGGGAGAGCUUAAGUUUGAAUACUUAAACAUCUAUGGUGCAGAGGUCAAAGGACUCGAGAUGGUGUAGGAGCUGGCCUAAUUUGGCCAGAAAUGGGUCCACUUUGUGCUUGUUGCUGAAAUGGUCUGUUUUACAUUACUGAGCCCAGGCUUUAUAAUUCAUCUUUUGUCUUACUGAAAAAUAUAACUAGAAGUGUAAACUGAGAGGUUGCUGAUGUUGUAAUAAGAAUAAACGGCCUGAAGAUGGAGCCACACUUCUUAUUUCACUGUGCAAGUUUAAUGUGUAUCUUCAUAAACGCUUUUUUCUGUUUUCUUGUUCCACAAAAACUGUGACUUUCAUCAUAAUAAAUCUAAGUUCAUUAUAACCUAA
Molecule: messenger RNA, 775 nt
Organism: Melanotaenia boesemani (Boeseman's rainbowfish)
Lineage: Eukaryota; Metazoa; Chordata; Actinopteri; Atheriniformes; Melanotaeniidae
Product: galectin-2-like
Exons: 4
Coding region: 83-475 (130 amino acids)
Molecular function (GO): laminin binding; galactoside binding; carbohydrate binding
Source: RefSeq, a predicted model, not a curated record